AUGGCCUCAAGUUCAGGUCCAACCCAUUUACUAUAUGCCUGUAUAGCUCACGGCACCACGAUCCUGAGCGAACAUACUGCUCCAGGUACAAGCAGCACCAACGCCUCCUCAUUAGCCUCCAUCAUCCUUCCCAAAAUCAGUCACACCUCGCCUCAGAAACUCACAUAUACCCACGACAAGCUCUUCGUACAUUACAUCGCAGAUUCGCCUUCUUCCUCUUCUUCUGGCGACGCGGAACUCUCAUCACACGCCGCUUUGACCUACCUUGUGAUCGCGCCCAGCGAACUCGGCAGGCGCAUUCCGUUUGCCUUCCUCCUUGACUUGAAGAAGAAAUUUCUCGCUGCGCAUCCUCCUUCAAGCACGAACUACGGCAGUCUUCCGGCUUACGGCACAGCUGCUUUCAACAGCACUCUUAAAUCACUCAUUUCAACCUAUAACGUUGCACCACCACAAGACUCUCUAUCUGCAGCGCGCAAGGAGAUUGACAAUGUGCGCGAUAUUAUGACAGAGAAUAUUGAACGAGUGCUUGAACGUGGAGAGAGGAUUGAUCUUCUGGUAGAUAAGACGGAUCGUUUAGGAGGAAGUGCGAGAGACUUCAGGGUCAGGUCAAGAGGUCUGAGAAGGCAGAUGUGGUGGAAGAACGUACGACUGAUGGCGUUAUUGACGGUUGUCAUUGUGUUCUUGAUAUACUUGUUCGUUGGGUUUGGAUGUGGUCUGCCCAGUUUUCAGAAGUGCAGAGGGAAAUAA
Messenger RNA from Lithohypha guttulata, 747 nucleotides. RefSeq lists its product as uncharacterized. The record is from RefSeq and is a predicted model, not a curated record. Gene Ontology annotation, cellular component: membrane. The transcript has 2 exons. Gene Ontology annotation, biological process: vesicle-mediated transport. The coding region runs from base 1 to 747 and encodes 248 amino acids. NCBI's taxonomy places the organism in Eukaryota, Fungi, Ascomycota, Eurotiomycetes, Chaetothyriales, Trichomeriaceae.